AUGUCUUCAAAUGCUGUGACACAUGCCGCCGACGAAAGGUCAAAUGUGACGGGAGAGCUGGAGUCUGCGAGCGCUGCGAGAAGCUGGGUCUGCAUUGUCUCAGAGAUGGUGAGCCUCGAGUUUCCAUUUCCCCUUUUCAUCCCCAACUUGAGCGAGCAUCUAACUAACCAACUCGCCCAACAAUCAGGCCUUCAAUCUGGAUCGUCCGUACUACCGGAUGGCCAGGAUUCCGAUCUAACUCAGGCUGGACACAAGAGGUUACGCACCACGGCAGCUUGUGUCCGCUGUCGCACUAAAAAGCUCAAAUGCGAUGCCCAGAAACCUGCCUGUACACUGUGCUCGAAAAAGGGCCACCAAUGCGAAUACAUCAGCACAAAGCGACGGGGCUCCAAGCUCUUACCAGGAGGCUCUCUUUCAACUGACCGACGACAAUUUGCCCCCCAGACUGAUGAAUCUUACGGAAGAGCCAGCAAUGGCCCAUCAAGCGUCUCGCCACCACAGCACGAGGUAGAUGCCGAAAUGCGCGAUGGACCGGGUCUCGACACGCCCUCACAAGCAAACAGUGCCAGACCAAAUGAAGCCACUGGAAGCCAGUCUACUCGCCAUGUACCGCAGGGGAGUCUUUCGGGGACAUCACAAGAUCCAGGGGAGACGCCGGAUUCACAACACAGGGAGCCGUACGAACCGCCUUCAGGUCGAUACGUGCUACCUUACCUGGACUCUUUUCUGGAAAACAUUCAUCCCAUCAGCUGCAACAACUUUUUGCAUCCUGGAUCUUUAUGUGCCGGCAUCGACCGCGCCCCGCCAUUAUUAUUGCUUGCGAUAUGCGGCUCGUCGGCCAAGUUCAUGCCCGGCGACAACAGCCGCCAAAAGGGUUCGAUUUGGAUCGACGAAGCCAAGUCGAUAAUCAUGAGAAACAUGGGCGGAAGCUCCACGCUGACUAUUUCUGCUAUUCAGUUUCUGGCACUCCACGAGAUGCACAAUGGAAACUACACCUCUGCCUGGAACCUUGUUGGAGUUGCCAUUCGCAUGACAUUGGAUUUGCGACUCUACGAAACUGAUGCUUCUACCUCGUUUCUACAGCAAGAAUGCCGACGCCGACUGAUGUGGGCAGUCUUUGUGUCAGAUUUGUUGUUUGACAAUGAUCAACUCGAAAUCGACAUGGAACUCCUACUGGACGUCCCCCUUCCAUGCAAUCUCUGGAACUUCACCCAAGGCAUACCUUGCAAGACGCUUACUUUGCGACAAUUGCAGCGCAGAGUGGACGAUGUGGCCACGCAGCAGUCAUCCAACCAUUGCGCGUUUCUCAUCAGCAUUCUUGUCCUUCGGCGCAAGAUUCUUAGAUACAUUCGAUCCAUUCAUGCUGCGAUGGACGUUCCCUGGAUGGACGGAUCCCUGUUUGCUGCCCUGCGGAAUGACUUGUAUACCUGGAAGAGCAACCUGCCCAAGAACUACGCCUUCAACGAGCGCCACAUGUACAUGUUCCGUGUCAGCCGUCAUUUGGACAUCUUCAUGAUGAUCCAUGCCUACUAUCACCAGUGCUGCAUAUUGCUCUUUGGCAUAUUCCUCCCUGAUAGCCUGGAGCCAAACUUGGAGCAAGUUGCCGCGCAGGCACCGCCCCAAUUCCUGCAAGAUUGCGCCGAGGAGUUCCUUCUGCAUGCAAAAGACAUGUCACACCUGAUCCAGCGGGUCUUCAAUGUCGAGCCGGAGCACUUGUUUCGCGACCCGUGGUUCAGUGUUUGCAUAUGGGAUGGCACUUGUGCAUUGCUAGCGGCUAUUCCGUGGCAAGAGGACGACGCGGAGAGUAGAGCUGACGCAGCGGAACUGUUAAAGGCGAAUUUACAGGCUCUUCAGAAUACGAUGCCCAAGAUGCCACUGGCUGAACAAAUUUAUCAUCACUGCUGUGCAGCUAUACGACACCAUGGAUUGGAAGAAGCCGUAGGUAUACCGCUAUCUACACCGCCACCCAGUCUAAGCGGCGACAACGCGACGCCAUUGCACUUGGAACGAUUUUACCGACGAUAUCUGUUCUUUUCCACCACCAAGACUCAGGAGGCCCCGGAAUGGGACGAGCUCUUGGCAGCAAGCGGCACAAACGUGGUUGAAAAUGACGACGCCGAGACACCUCGCCGAUCCUCCAUUCGACUGAGCAACGCCCGGCUCAAACCGAUGGCAUUCAACUCGCCGAUGGGAAUUCCGCCGUUCAACCCUGCCAAUGCGCCACAGGGGGACAUGACGCCAUUUUGGACACCGGAUGACUUGCAGUGGUGGCAGUUGCAAAGUCCAUAUGUUGAUCCGAGUGGGUUUGCUGGUGCCAUGGGCACAGAUAUCAGACACGUGCCGCUGUAA
This is a messenger RNA of Pochonia chlamydosporia 170, 2349 nucleotides long. Its product is annotated as fungal specific transcription factor domain-containing protein. Gene Ontology annotation, molecular function: DNA-binding transcription factor activity, RNA polymerase II-specific; zinc ion binding; DNA binding. Gene Ontology annotation, biological process: DNA-templated transcription; regulation of DNA-templated transcription. The record is from RefSeq and is a predicted model, not a curated record. Lineage: Eukaryota; Fungi; Ascomycota; Sordariomycetes; Hypocreales; Clavicipitaceae. The transcript is spliced from 7 exons. Gene Ontology annotation, cellular component: nucleus. The coding region runs from base 1 to 2349 and encodes 782 amino acids.